This is a messenger RNA of Lineus longissimus, 3011 nucleotides long. RefSeq names its product zinc finger protein 76-like. The transcript has 13 exons. Gene Ontology annotation, molecular function: RNA polymerase II cis-regulatory region sequence-specific DNA binding; DNA-binding transcription factor activity, RNA polymerase II-specific. Gene Ontology annotation, cellular component: nucleus. The record is from RefSeq and is a predicted model, not a curated record. Lineage: Eukaryota; Metazoa; Nemertea; Pilidiophora; Heteronemertea; Lineidae. Bases 84 to 2285 code for a protein of 733 amino acids. Gene Ontology annotation, biological process: regulation of transcription by RNA polymerase II.
CGUGAUACGAGAAGAAAUGCAUCUCCAACUUCAUCGGUCAUCUGUCUUCAAAAUGAGCCGGAGAAAGGAAAGAUUGGUUGCGAAUGUUGUCGAUAACUGAUUGGUUUCAUCACAUACUGCGUCCAAACAAUGAUUUUCAAGAUGGUGGCUCUGUGUUGCUGGCCAAGUUGCCUGACUCCGAAUCAGUCAUGGACGAUAUUGGACCAUCGGACCUGUCGGACCUUCCAUCCGGAUCUAUGGAAGAACAGCUGCUUCAUGAAGGUGUCUCUCCCACGGACGACUCGGGUGUUGAUGGAUCCCCUGAUGAACAUCAUAAUAUUGCCACACUUUCACCUGUGGGGGAUUUAGAUGACACCAGUGCAGCUGCUUUGUCUAUACCGCAGGAUGAAGGGGCCAUCCUCUCUGUGCCGGAGUCUGGUAUUAUCGCCACCCAAGGGAGUGUCGACAGCGGAACCUUGUUACAAGUCCCUGAUACUCAAUCGUCAUCUUUAUCAGUUGGGACUGUUCAAGGUCAGGGCUCUAGUGAGCAGGAGGUGAUUGGACUGUUGCUACAAGCUCAACAAAACAGCAGUGUUGACAACCCAUCAUCGAGUGCAUUGACUGGUGAUGCAAACCUGACCGACCUCCAGGCGAUUACUCUCCCUGAUGGAACCACAGCUUAUAUACAGCAAGAUGGCAAACUCAUAGAAGGCCAAGCGGUCCAGCUUGAAGAUGGGAGUACAGCUAUUGUACAGACAAUGGUUGAUAAAAGAGACAAUCAGUCAGUGAUGAGUCCAUCUGAUGCUGACUUGACCUCUGGUGCUACAGAUAUCUGUGGUCCUGGUGCAGGGAAGUUUGUUGAGGGACAAGCGGUCCAAUUGGAGGAUGGAACUACCGCUUAUAUACACUCGACACCUAAAGAGGGCUUUCAAGCGGUACAACUCGAAGACGGUUCUACUGCCUACAUAACUUCAACGUGUGCACAGAAUCUGUUCGAAGACAGCGAGCAGUUUGACACAAACAGUCUUGGUCUCGAGCCGCUGGGCUCACAGUUUGAGGAUUCUGCUGCCGAUAAUGACAGCAAGGCGUCUGUCACAACUCAUGAGAGUAUGACACUAAAUACCCGUGACAUCAACGUUGUCGGGGCGAUGAGACUGACCAGUGAGCGAGCCAUUGCGAUGGGUGACCGUGCUUUCCGCUGUAGCUAUGAUGGAUGUGGCAGGCUCUAUACAACGCAGCAUCACCUCAAAGUCCAUGAAAGAUCACAUACUGGCGACCGUCCUUUUGGCUGUGAAUUUCCAUCUUGCGGCAAAGCGUUUGCAACUGGUUAUGGUCUGAAGAGUCAUACCCGUGUCCACACAGGAGAGAAACCAUAUAAAUGCCCUGAAGAGACAUGUGAUAAGGCCUUCAAAACAUCGGGCGAUUUACAGAAACAUGUGAGGACACACACCGGUGAGAAGCCCUUCAAAUGUCCCUUCGAAGGCUGCGAUCGCUCGUUCACGACAUCCAACAUCCGUAAAGUUCACAUCAGGACACACACAGGGGAACGACCAUACAUAUGCUCGGACGAGGGAUGUGGGAAGGCGUUCGCUAGCGCUACCAACUACAAAAAUCACAUACGAAUACACACAGGCGAGAAGCCCUAUGUCUGCACUAUCCAAGGCUGCGGCAAGCGUUUCACUGAGUAUUCUAGUUUAUACAAACACCACGUCGUACAUACACAUUCUAAGCCCUACAUAUGUAACCACUGUGGCAAACACUAUCGUCAGACAUCGACUCUCUCGAUGCAUAAACGGACAGCUCACGGUGAUGAUUCGGAAGAUGACCCAACUCUGAUUAUUCCCCCAGACGGUAUUAGUGAGAACCUUGGUUUAGAACCGCAAAACAAGAAAAUGAAAAUGCAGCAUCUGAAUCUGGAUCUGGUGGAUGAAGGAGAGGGUACACUUGUAAUCAGUGAUCCACAGCUGGCCAUGGUUAGAUCAGGAGAGAGUGUUCAUGUUGUUUCUCAGGAAGGAGCUCUGUCUCUAGGAGGUCCACAACAAAUCUCAAUACAACAGUUACCUGGAGUCAUGUCGACUGGCGAUCAACAACAGAUCUAUCUCGUGACGGAUCCUACCCAACUUCAAGCACUGCAGCAACUUGCCUCGCAACAUACUGCAGUUGGUGGUAUGAUCCCUGUCUCUAGCUGCGUGUCAACGAUCACAUCAGAUGUUCUUGAGGGAACCGAUGCUGGAAUGGAUCCCGAUACAUGUGGAGAUGCUGUCGUUACCAACCAAGAUGGUUCCAUGAUUACAUUUUCAUCAUGAUAGUGAAUUGAAGCGGAUGUUAAACUGGUGACUUAUGAAACGUGUCAACUUGCAUGUGAAUGAAAUCACAGAAGAAUCCGCUUCAGAACUAGGUGCCUGAUUUCAACAUUUGGCCAUCUUGCAGUUCCGAAAAUGAAUAUAAUCGUAAUUUUCUGCUUAGUGGGGGUUAGAAAUUAGCUGAAGAAAAUUUACUGUGACAGUAAGAAAAAUACUGCUUGGGUUCUAGGUUUAAAACGCAAGAAAUACAUUUUGUACAGUCUAGAAUUUAUGUUUUGUCAGGAAAUACAGUGAUAUACUAAGUUUAUUUUUUGUGAGAAUUUGUUGUACAUCAGUUUCUGUAGAAUAAUUUAUUCUAAACCUUGUUGAUACAUGUAUGGUUGAUACCCGUUAUCCUUACAGUUUAGGAUUACAUGUCUGUUUUCUGUUUUAAGACAUCUUCUCGAUACGUUCUUGAAACCUCGUAAGCAAUAGCAUAUCCCGGGGAGUGGAUAAACAUUAUUCAUUUUCUUUCAUGUGUGCCUCAAGUUCAAGGCGCAUUCCUUCUAUUGGUCUCCUCUCGAUUCAUGGCCUUCUUGAAAAAAAAAAGAUGUUUCCAGUGUUGUGAGAAAUCUUUGUGAAAAUGCGUUCUGUGAGAAGUGGGUUUGUAUAUUUGUUGACUGUUCUGGAUCUACACUUAAAUGAUGUAUGAAAUUGUAAAUAAAACUUGUUAUGCAAUUUGUUCAGCAA